AUGGUCAGCGAAAAGAAAGACGAAACCGCCACAAAGCCCACCGAGGAAAAGGUUGAUGAAAAAUCCACCAAAGACAAUGAAAAGAAGGACAAAAACGACAAGAAGGAGCAAGAGGAAGAGUUGUCUGAGGAAGAUCAGCAGCUAAAGAAUGAAUUAGAGAUGAUGGUUGAGCGCCUAAGGGAAAACAACAAGGAACUUCAUCGUCCUGCACUCGAGCAACUGCGUACAGCGAUCCGUACUUCCACCAGCUCAAUGACUUCUGUACCCAAGCCAUUGAAGUUUUUGAGCAAAUACUAUCCCUUAUUAAAGAAGCUGCAUGAGUCAUGGCCCGAUUCUGCAGACAAGAAGCUUCUUGCUGAUAUCUUGUCAGUGCUUUCCAUGAGUUAUGCUGAGGAAGGUCAACGUGAAGCUUUGAGAUAUAGAUUCGUAGGUUCCACUGAAGAGGAUAUCGGUUCUUGGGGACACGAGUAUGUUAGACACUUGUCAGGCGAGAUUAUGCAAGAAUAUCAAGCACGCUUAGAAAACGAUCAAUCAACAGAGGAAUUGAUUACAUUGGCUUUGGAGAUUGUUCCCUUCUUCCUCAAACACAACGCGGAGGCUGAUGCUGUUGAUCUCUUGCUUGAAGUUGAAUCGAUUGACCAACUUACUCGUUUUGUCGAUAAGGAUACCUAUGAGCGUGUCUGUCUUUAUAUGGUUGGCUGUGUCAAUUUGUUGGCUCCUCCCGAUGAUGUCGAGUUCCUCAAAACAGCUCGUGCCAUUUACCGUCAGCAAGAAAAAUACGCUCAAGCACUUAAUUUGUCCAUCCGUGUUGGCGAUAUGGAUUUGAUCAAGGAGGACUUUGAGCAAUGCCCUGAUCCCACUCUCAAGAAGCAAAUGGCAUUCCAACUUGCCCGUCAACAAAUUUACAUUGAAACAGACGAUGCUGAUCUCAACGGCUGCAUCAACAACAGCAACCUCUCGCGCUAUUUCCUUUCCCUUGCACGUGAAUUGGAUGUAAUGGAACCCAAGGUCCCUGAAGACAUUUACAAGAGCCAUUUGGAGAACCACAGAACUGCUUUCAGCAGCAACAUUGAUUCUGCUCGCAACAACUUAUCAUCGACCUUUGUCAAUGCAUUUGUGAACGCUGCUUUCUGUAAGGACAAAUUGAUGAUUACUGACGAUGAAGGUGAUUCCUCUUGGAUUUACAAGACCAAGGAGCAUGGCAUGACCAGUGCUACUGCUUCUUUGGGUUUGAUCUGCCUCUGGGAUAUUGAAACUGGCUUGAGUUUGAUUGAUAAAUACAUGUACUCUACGGACGACCAUAUCAAGGCUGGUGCUUUGCUUGCUAUUGGUAUUGUCAAUUCCGGUGUGCGUGAGGAAUCUGAUCCCGCAAUAGCCUUGUUGUCUGAACAUUUGGAGAGCGGAAGUCUCUCUAUCAAGCAAGCUGCUAUUUUUGGUCUCGGUCUUGCCUACGCUGGUUCCGCUCGUGAAGAAGUGUCAGAAUUGCUCUUGCCUAUUGUCAGCGAUACCAACCUGGCCAUGGAGCUCUCCUCAUUAGCUGCUUUGGCCCUUGGUCUCGUUUUUGUUGGUUCUUGUGAUGGCGACAUUACCAGCACUAUUUUGCAGACAAUGAUGGAGCGUGAAGAUAUCUACCUCAAGGAUUCAUGGUCUCGCUUCAUGGCUUUGGGUCUUGGUCUCUUAUAUCUCGGCAAGCAAGAUGCCUCUGAAGCUACUUUGGAGACAUUAAAGGCCAUUGAGCAUCCUCUUGGUAAGCAAGCGGAAGUUUUGGUUGAAGCCUUAUCCUAUGCUGGUACCGGCAACGUCUUGAAGGUGCAAAAGAUGCUCCACAUGUGUAACGAUCAUUUGGAUAAAGAAAAGGACGACGACACCUUCCAAGGCUUUGCUACGCUCGGUGUUGCUUUGAUUGCUAUGGGCGAAGAAGUUGGAUCAGAAAUGUCUUUGCGCACCUUUAACCACUUGAUGCACUAUGGCGAACCUGUCAUCAGAAAGACUGUGCCCCUAGCAUACGGUCUUUUGUGUGCAUCCAAUCCUCAAGUCAACAUUCUCGAUACACUCAGUAAAUACUCUCACGACAAUGACAGCGAAGUGGCUAUCAGUGCCAUCUUUGCCAUGGGUAUUGUAGGUGCUGGUACUAACAAUGCUCGUCUUGCACAAAUGUUGAGACAACUGGCCAGCUUCUACCACAAGGAUGCUUCUAGCUUGUUCAUGGUCCGUAUUGCACAAGGCUUAUUGCACAUGGCCAAGGGUACAAUGACAUUGAACCCCUUCCACACCGAUCGUCAAAUCAUGUCACCUGUUGCUAUUGCUGGUUUAAUGACAAGUAUCAUUGCUUUUACUGAUCACAAAUCAUUUAUCUUUGGUAAAUUCCAUUACUUGUUGUAUUCACUUGUCACUGCCAUGUAUCCUCGCUUCUUAAUCACAUUUGAUGAAUCUGUUGAGAGCCUGCCUGUUACUGUGCGUGUGGGUCAAGCUGUGGAUGUUGUUGGUCAAGCAGGCCGUCCAAAGACCAUCACUGGUUUCCAAACACACUCUACUCCUGUCCUUCUUGCUCAUUCAGAACGUGCUGAAUUGGCUACUGAAGAAUAUAUUCCUUUGGCUCCUGUAUUAGAAGGUAUCGUUCUGUUACGAAAGAACCCUGACUACAUGGAGGAAGAUAAAGAAUAA
Molecule: messenger RNA, 2664 nt
Organism: Mucor velutinosus
Lineage: Eukaryota; Fungi; Mucoromycota; Mucoromycetes; Mucorales; Mucoraceae
Exons: 8
Coding region: 1-2664 (887 amino acids)
Biological process (GO): regulation of protein catabolic process; proteasome-mediated ubiquitin-dependent protein catabolic process
Cellular component (GO): proteasome complex; proteasome storage granule; proteasome regulatory particle, base subcomplex
Molecular function (GO): enzyme regulator activity
Source: RefSeq, a predicted model, not a curated record